UCUUGAAGUCCGGAACUAAAACAAUAGUUGGAACUUUUGACGCCAGAAGGUAAACAGAGCGGCAGCGGGGAUGAAGUGGGCUCUGCUCCACGUGUCGCUGGCCUUCCUGUUGUGCGUGGCCGUGGCAAACACCAGCCUGUUCCACGGAGUCGCAGUGGACUUGUCCUUUGAUCACUAUGCGGAGCCGCGGGUGGAGGGCGUGCCCUUCUUCCUGUCGAUGCCCUGUAACUGCCUGGUGAACGUGGCUUACGUCAUCAUGGGACUCUACUGGCUGCUGCAGCGGCGAGGAAGCGGCGCGGAAACGCGGCAGAGCCGCUACCUGAGACAGGUGUUCGCGCUGAUGGCGGUCUUUUACGCACCUGUGCAGUGGACGCGCCUGGCGGUACUGAGGCGCGCUCCCGCCGUGCUCGACCAGUGGUUCACGCUGCCCAUCUUCACGUGGGUUCUGGUCUGGAUCGGCUUCAUCGAGCGCGGGCCGGCGAAGUGGCGCGCGUCGCACGCGGCAGCGGUGGAGGCGUGUUCUCUGCUCAGCUACGGCCUCGCGCUGGUGCACGAGCGCGGCUUCGAGGUGGCGCUGGGCUGUCACGUGGUCCUCGCGGUGUACCGGGGAGUACGCGUGCAGCUGGCGCGCGGAGACAGUGUCUCGCGGCUGCACCUGUUGCUGGCUGUGCUGAGCUGCGUGGGUUUCGUGGUGUUGAAGCUGCUAGAUCACUGGCUCGCUCGGUACAGACUGUUCCAGCGCUUCACUGGACACUUCUGGUCCAAAGUGUGUGACGUACUGCAGUUUCACUUCAGCUUCUGCUUCCUGACGUCACUGACGCAAAGAGCGCAGGAGAAGAGUUCCUCACAACGGCAGUGAGAGGACAACGUCAUGUCCCGGUUUCUGGUGCCGUUCCAUUUACAUCAGAAGUCCAACGUUGGAAUUGGGUGUGACGUCAUCUUUGGGUUAAAGCAUUCCAGUAAAGAAGUGGGAAAAAAAAUAUACAUAGGCAAAUAUGACGAAACCGUUUUAACGGUUAGUCUCUACAGAGUAUUCACUACCGAUAUCUGCAAUGUCAUUUUUACUAGUCAAAAUAUCUGUAAUUUAGUUUUUACUAAUCACAAUAUUUGUAAUUCGUAAAAAAAAAAGAAACAUUAAUAAUUGCUGCAUCUUUAUUCAAAAACUGAUGUAGUGAGAAGUAACACUUGGCUACACUUGUCCAAACAUCCAUGGUGAGAGCAAGUUUGUUGUUGUUGUUUAAAGCAGUCUUCACUUCAUUGAAUGACUGUCCAUAAGCUUCCUCGAGGGAAGAGUGUAACCAGGAUUCAAGGUGUGAAACAUCGUCUCGAAGCCGUCAUCUUCGACCAUUGACAGAGGCCUCAUGUCAGUGACUAGCAUGUUAAGGAUGCUUUGGGUCAAGACAGAUGCUUGCUGUGGUGUACAUGAUGGUGUUCCAAUCAGGAAGCCACUCUUUUCUGCAAUGACAAAGAUAUUAAAAAUAUGAAUAUAUUAGUAUGUAAAACAGCACAAGUUACAUAAACUUAAUAUGCCUCGUUUUAGUUAUCAAUGAUGUUGAUUUUGACCCUGUCUGACUACAAUCUCACCUGCUUACUACAGAAGAUUUACACUUGAAGCUUAAUCAUUACAUUAUUAAUCAAUCCUAAAUCGAGGAUAAUUAAAGAUAUCUUGAACUUGAAUUAUGAUGAUGGUCAGAAAUAAGUUAUACUAUGUAUUAUAUCUGAAACUGGAAUUAGAGAUAUCUGAUAUGAACAGCUGUGCCACGACGCAAUCGUAUCUGUUAGCAAUACCACAAGUCAGAAUGUCUUAGUCUUCCAGUUGGAUUUCCAGGAUUCCAAGAUGGCAGCCACUUGUACAAACACAGUCUGAAACAUAGUAGUGUUCAGUUUUUGUUUGUUUCGUUGUUAUCGACUGUAUUUCUAACAAUGA
Solea senegalensis (Senegalese sole) is the source of this 1927-nucleotide messenger RNA. It is a transcript of the gene tmem187, whose product is annotated as transmembrane protein 187. The transcript has a single exon. NCBI's taxonomy places the organism in Eukaryota, Metazoa, Chordata, Actinopteri, Pleuronectiformes, Soleidae. Bases 71 to 859 code for a protein of 262 amino acids. Gene Ontology annotation, cellular component: transport vesicle. The record is from RefSeq and is a predicted model, not a curated record.